Molecule: messenger RNA, 3469 nt
Organism: Cydia splendana
Lineage: Eukaryota; Metazoa; Arthropoda; Insecta; Lepidoptera; Tortricidae
Gene: Lmpt
Product: four and a half LIM domains protein 2-like
Exons: 11
Coding region: 174-1811 (545 amino acids)
Cellular component (GO): nucleus; Z disc
Molecular function (GO): transcription coregulator activity; zinc ion binding
Source: RefSeq, a predicted model, not a curated record
GCCGGCUCCACGUCUCGCUCUCUCAGAAGUUCCGCAACACCCGAUAACUUAUCAACAAAUAAAUGUAUGACUUCAUCGAAUAAACCGACUUCGAUGCUUGUCUCUAGCAUUCAGCAAAAGUGUAGUGAAGUUUGACAAGUUUUGUGAAGUGUAGUGAACUUGUGGAAUUAAUCAUGAAUGGUGCCCCGGCGAGACGACCUAAGAGCGCCUUCUCCGAAAUGGGUGUUCGGAUAAAGGAGGUGUCGGAGGGGCGGCCCUGCGACAACUGCCCAGAGUUAUGCCCCGGAUUCAUUCCUCAUGCUUGGAGAAAAACCUGCAAGUCAUGCGGCUGCGAUCGUCUGCAACACUCCGUGUACCACGAGGAGCUGGACUCCGUGCGAGACCGGCUCGGGCUGCGAGACCGGCCGCAGAUAGGCCUCGGUCUGGACUCGCCGCCCGGACUCACUCACAAGCAGACGGAACUGUACUGGGCUUCGUUGGCGGAACGUGCGCCGAGCAACGUAGGUGGCGCCACUGGGGCGGCAGCGUGGCGCGCCUGGCGAACUAGAGCGCUCGCCACUCAGCUGCCGAAGCAAGACUUAUCUCUCUCACACUGCCGACACAUCGAUGAAGUCCACCGCAAGCAGUUUGAAGACUUUGUCGCUGCUAGGAAUGAAAUAGCUCUAGAUAUAGGUGUUGCUGGUCAGCAUCUUAACGCGCCAGUGGGAUGUUUAGGUUGCGACAAGCCUAUUCGGAGCGGAAGUAUCUCUAUCUGCGCACCGCGGUUAGGUCAAGAGGCGUUGUUCCACCCAGCAUGCUUCUCCUGCUCGGAAUGCGACGAGCUGCUGGUGGAGCUGGCGUACUGCGCGCUGGACGGCCGGCUGUUCUGCGUUAGGCAUUACGCUGAGCGGCUGAAGCCGAGGUGCCAUGCUUGCGAUGAGCUAAUUUUCAGUGGCGAAUACACCAAGGCGAUGAACAAGGACUGGCACAGCGGGCACUUCUGCUGCUGGCAGUGCGACGAGUCGCUGACCGGCCAGCGCUACGUGCUGCGCGAUGAGCACCCCUACUGCAUCAAGUGCUACGAGAGCGUCUUCGCCAACGGCUGCGAGGAGUGCAACAAGACCAUCGGCAUCGACUCCAAGGACCUGUCGUACAAGGACAAGCACUGGCAUGAGGCAUGUUUCCUGUGCGCCAAGUGCCGCGUGUCGCUGGUGGACAAGCAGUUCGGCUCCAAGCUCGACAAGAUCUAUUGCGGCAACUGCUACGACGCGCAGUUCGCCAGCCGCUGCGAUGGCUGCGGUGAAGUGUUCCGCGCCGGAACCAAGAAGAUGGAGUACAAGACCCGGCAGUGGCACGAGAAGUGCUUCUGCUGCGUGGUGUGCAAGAACCCCAUCGGCACCAAGAGCUUCAUCCCGCGCGAGCAGGAGAUCUACUGCGCCGGCUGCUACGAGGACAAGUUCGCCACCCGCUGCGUCAAGUGCAACAAGAUCAUCACGCAAGGCGGCGUGACGUACAAGAACGAGCCGUGGCACCGCGAGUGCUUCACGUGCACCAACUGCAACACGUCGCUGGCGGGCCAGCGGUUCACGUCGCGCGACGAGAAGCCUUACUGCGCCGAGUGCUUCGGCGAGCUGUUCGCCAAGCGCUGCACGUCGUGCGCCAAGCCCAUCACAGGCAUCGGCGGCACCCGCUUCAUCUCGUUCGAGGACCGCCACUGGCACAACGACUGCUUCAUCUGCGCGCAGUGCAAGACCUCGCUGGUCGGCAAAGGCUUCAUCACCGACGCCGCCGACAUCAUCUGUCCCGAGUGCGCCAAGCAGAAGCUCAUGUAAACACACACACACACACACACCCAACGCCAAGUCGACUAACGAACGCCAACGUAGCAAACAAAGUUACGCGCUUUCAUUAAACAAAAUAGCGUCGGAUUUGGUACAUUCAAAUUUCAAAAUUGGAAUUUGCUUUGAAAAUAAACGCGCUUUCAUUUUGUGUCAUUGUUAACGGCACGCAAUUUCAUUUAAUUUAGCUAUUAAGGAAAUAAUUUGCAUGACUUAUUAAAGUCUGAAUGUACGCUCACUCGACCAUUGUAACACCACAAUUGUACUACAUUUAAAGCAAAUAAAUAAAUUUCAAUUUCAAUUUCGCAAAUGCUUUUUUAUAAUAACAGCACGAUUUUAGUUUAGCCAAACUGAUUCGUGUUUUAAUUUGUGGUGCAGCGAAAAAACCGUACUGCCGGUAGUUGCUAGCGCGAAGGACUGGGUCGAGUCGGAGGGACGCGACCCGCCGAGAGACCUGUUCGACCUUGUCAACGUAACCAACUUCCGAAAGGGCAAAUACAAUUAGUCUGACCGAAGCGUUGCUAACCGAUAUUUUUAUACAAAAAUUCGAGAAAAUUAAAAAAAAAUAAAGUGGAUGCACAAAUGUAUGAGUAUUUAAUUUUGCUUUUCUACUGGUUUUGUUUAAGGUGUUUAUAUAUUUUGGCUGUAAGCUUCAGUUGUCACUAAUCCAGUGAUCCAUCCACGCCUAUUUAUUUAGGAUCGUUAUACAUAUGUAUUUAUACGCUAAUUGCCAUACAAUUUUGCUUUAGCUGUUGUAUUAGUCCCUUAGAUUUUAUUGUCAAUUUACCUAGUGCUAUUCACGCGAUGCCUUAAUAACAUAUCUAAGUCAAUUUCGAGGGUAUAUAUGAUUUGUGUUGUACAUGUAUUUCGACGAUAUAAUUUACAACAUAAUUAAGUCUGGCAUUACCGGACGUCAUCUAUCUAAGAGUGCAAACAUAUCUUUGCCGGUAACAGAGGUGCUGCGCUCAAAUCAGUUAGCAGCGACAUUAGUUUAGUCACUAGCAAAGAUAGAUUUGCGGUUAAUCUGUAUAGAUCGCCAAGUUACUAUGACGAUAGUUGACAGCUAUUGUAGAAGCUAUAAAAACAUCUUUUAAAGUAUUAUUAAGCUUCCAAUAGCUUUCAAACCGUCAUCAAUUUGGAUUGAUAAGUGCUUGUUAUUGUUUAAAACUCGUAACAUAGAGUAAGAAUUGACAUUUUUAAUGAUAUGUGUUAUACUUGUAAGUAUUUAUUUACCUAUACGGGAGUAGGUACGCAUUAUUGCGAGGGCGGCCGCUUGAGGUGGUCGCGCCGGCGAGCGCUUCCUAACACUUAAAUGACGUUUCGUCAUAGUUUUUACUAAUAAAAAAAUAAUAAAAUAUUUUUGUUCUCGAAUUAGAAUUACUCGUGUUACAAUAAUAUAAUUGAAUGUUAUUGCUAUUUUUACAAGGUAAUAUUAUAAAGUAGGGUAACAUCUGUGUUGAAUGAGACCACGAUCAGGGAUCACUUAUGGGUACUUGUUAAAGGAUAAAUUAUUAGAAUGUUGAAAAUAUAAAUUUGUAUUAAUGUGUACACUUUUAAACUGUUUAGCUGUGUGAUCUGAUCUAAUUUAAAUCUUUGUAUCUAUCUACUCAUAGAUUGUAUAAACUACGAAACUGAAUAAACCAUUAAAAGUA